UUUCUAACCUCAGCCUGGCCUUUCUGUUAUGCUCCCGUCUUACUUGCAUCAUCAUUGUUUCUAUUUCAAGCAAACCUUCAGUCCAAAGGUUUAGAUCUCUUUGUUGAAAAUUUGAUUUAUGACUGGGAACAACCAGUGCUACCUUGUCAAGUUUUAUUGAGCAAGAGUCAACAUUUCUUACAAAUUUAGCUAUUUUUACAGCCAAUUUCACCACUUAGAGGUGUACCAAGCUAAUAACUGAUCUUUGUGUUUGGCAAAAAGCAGUCUGACAUUUGUAGCGAAAAUUCAAACCUUCAUCCUACAGCCUCAAGUAAUGAUUUCACAUUGCUGGCUGUAUUGGUUCUGCUGUCCCCUUCUUCCAUCAUGUACCGCUAUGAUCCUCUGAAGGUGAAAGGUGUGAGAAUGAACACUGUCAAUCUGAAACGUGAUUGUUAAAAAACUGAAAUGUGACGCUAUCUCUUAAUUCUGAUAAUCAGUUAAUCUUUUACUCCCUGCUGCUGGUCCAGAGGUCACUGCAUAUAUAUAUUUGUUGUCUUGCCUCCUCUCUCUUUCUGUCGGUUAUCUGUCUCUCUGUCUUUGAAUUGUCUGAUUGUAAAAUUAGAAGAUCCAUUAUAGCCAUGGACUGGGUAUCCUGGUUACAGAAAAACAAGAAGAAAAUUAUCAUUGGGGUCUUGGCUGCAGCAAUCGUAACGUUAAUCCUUGGUCUUGGACUGGGUCUUGGACUGGGUGUGCAGAAAGAUAAAGAUGAAGCCCAACAGUGGGAAUGUUCAAGAAAACGCUGUGGUGAAAAGAGGCUGGCAGAGAGAAAAUGUCACUGCGACAAUGAUUGUCUGUCUGCAGGAGAUUGCUGCUCUAACUACAAACACAUUUGUCAUGGAGAAACAGAGUGGGUUGAGGACCAAUGUGAUGACUUGUCAGCUCCCAAAUGUCCUGAAGGCUUCAAGCGACAGCCACUGCUGCUGGUGUCUCUGGAUGGACUGAGAGCUGAAUACCUGCAGACAUGGAGUGAUCUGAUUCCUGUCUUGGACAAACUCAGAAGCUGUGGAACAUCAACUCCCUACAUGCAGGCAGCAUUUCCAAGCAAGACUUUUCCUAAUCACUACACAAUUGUUACGGGUUUGUACCCAGAGUCCAACGGUCUGAUUGACAACAAUAUGUAUGAUCCAGUGUUUAAUGCCUCGUUCAGCCUGGGCAAUGAUGAGAAAAACAACCCAGCCUGGUACCUUGGACAACCUAUUUGGAACACAGCUACACAUCAAGGUCUGAAAUCUGGGACCUUUUUCUGGCCAGGAUCGGAUGUCAAAAUCAACGGAAGUUUCCCUGACGUCUACAAGCCUUAUGAUGGAGGUGUGCCUUUUGAAGAAAGAGUAUUUACAAUUCUGAAGUGGCUGCAGCUGCCAGAUAAUGAAAGGCCUGAUUUCUACACACUCUAUCUGGAGGAACCUGAUAAAUCCGGGCACAGCUUUGGUCCCGUCAGUGCAAAGAUAAGCACAGCAAUCCAGGGAGUGGAUAAAAUAAUGGGUCAGCUCAUGAAUGGCCUCAAGCAAAUUGACCUGCAUCGCUGUCUCAACAUCAUUGUUGUUGCUGAUCAUGGUAUGGAGGAGAUCAGCUGUGACAGAAAGGAGGUGAUGGAGGAGCUGGUGGGAGAUGUCAGUAAUUAUUUUGUGAACGAGGGGCCAUUUGGACGCAUCAGAGCCAGGAAUACAGACUUUGUGUUGGACUCUGCUGGACUUGUUGCUAAUAUGAGUUGCAAGAAGCCAGACCAGAAGAUCACACCGUACUUGAAGUCCAACCUACCAAAGCGGCUCCACUACGCUAACAGUCGACGUAUUGAAGAUGUCACUGUCCUGGUGGAGCCAAAAUGGCUGUUUGAGAGACGUUCAGAAUCACUUUCAUUCUGCUCAGGUGGGAAUCACGGCUAUGACAAUGAUGUUGAGAGCAUGCAUGCAAUGUUUCUCAGCUAUGGACCAAAGUUUCAGCAAAACACCACAAUUGAACCCUUUGCUAACAUUGAACUCUACAACUUAAUGUGUGACGUGCUAGAGAUCUCUCCAUAUGACAACAAUGGGACCCAUGGAAGCAUGAACCAUGUUCUUAGCAAGACAUUUUACAACCCAACUCACCCUGCGGAGCAAAGUGAACCGACUCAGUGCCCGUUCAUCAGUGUAACUCCUGAAGAUGGUCUGGGAUGCAAAUGCAAUGAUACUCAUCUGACUGAACAUGAACUUAACAGCCGCUUGAACUUGACUUUAGAGGAAAAAUCUGCUUCAGAAAGGAAGCACAUGAUGUUUGGUCGUCCCCAAAUGCUGCAGCCUGACAGCAGUUAUUGCAUCCUCCACCAAGAAGGAUUCAUCAGCGGCUAUAGCCAUGAACUCCUCAUGCCACUCUGGAGCUCAUUCACCAUCGACAAACCUACCAACUUGGACCCAUUACCACCAGUAAUAUCCAACUGUUUGAGGGCUGAUGUGAGAUUGCCAGAACACCACAGCCCCAGAUGUGAUCAGUUUGAAGCUGCUAUCCAUUUGACUCAUGCCUUCCUGUAUCCUCCUAAUCUGAAUAUAACAGUGCAACAGCAGUAUGAUGCCUUAAUAAUGAGCAAUGUUGCCCCGAUGUACCCUGCAUUUAAGAAGAUUUGGGAUUACCUCCACAACACUUUGCUAAAGAAAUAUGCUUCCAUAUACAAUGGCAUUAAUGUGGUGACUGGACCAGUCUUUGAUUACAAUUAUGAUGGCCGAUAUGACACUACAGAGCAGAUAGAGCAGUUUGUACCUGGAACCAACAUAACUAUCCCCACACAUUACUUUGUGGUGUUAACAAGUUGCAAGAAUGCAGGACAUCCAGUGAGUGCUUGUGGUGGUGAACUCCAGACUGUGUCUUUCCUCCUUCCCCACAGAGCUGACAACAAGGAAAGAUGCAAAAAUUAUUUAACCCUCUCAACGGAGUUGCUCAUCCUCCUCUCUGUGCGCUCCUGGCUGGCGAACGGCGUCACCUCCCCGCUGACCUACGAAGUCACCGACCCGAUCACCCGCAACCCUCUGCAGUGUGACCGCUGCCCGCCGGGAACCUUCCUGCGCGCUAGAUGCUCCUCCAUCAAAAAGAGCGAGUGCGCUCCGUGUCCACAGGGCUCCUUCACGGAGCUCUGGAACUACAUCGGAAGAUGUUUACGUUGCGGAGUCUGCGGGCGGAACCAGGUGGUGAAGAAAGAGUGCACUGCAAACAGCGAUUGUCAGUGCGAGUGUAAACAGGGUUACUUCUACCGUCAGGACUACGACAUGUGCGUCCGGCACAGCGAGUGUCCCUCUGGGCAGGGAGUACUUACCAAAGGUACAGCCGAGAGAGACACAGGGUGCAGUGUUUGCUCUGAAGGCACCUUCUCUGACAUUUCCUCCACCCAUCAAAACUGCACUCAGCACAAGAGCUGCAGUGAUGCAGGACUGCAGUUAGUGCUGAAAGGAUCCUCCUGGCAUGACAGUGUGUGUGCAAACUGUCAACAGCUCAAAGAUGGAGCUGAAUACCUUAAAGAAAUCAUCCCAUCUUUUUUCAUUCACCACAAAAUGAACAUAAAACGGCUGCGACGAAUUGUACUCAGGCUCCCGUCUGAGGAAGGCAAAAAAUCAAGUGAGUCUCUGGAGCUCAACUUCUCAGAACUCCAUUCACGCAUUUGCAGCUGGGUGUCAUCCGCCACAGUGGCACAAAUUCAGCAGCUUCCAGACAUAGUGAGUAAAACAGGAGAAACUACUGCUAGCGAGAAACUACAGCGCAAGCUCGACAGCAUUGAAACACAUCUGACAGAGCACUGUCAUUCUGAGAUCUUCAGUAAUGAUAUCGUAAGUUAAUCCACAGUAAUUUGACCCACAAAUAUGUACUGUACCACAUGCAGGACGUAAAGAUGCAAGGGGGCAUGAAUUCCUGUGUUUAAAACAACAACCAUCUCAAUAGUUUGUGUUAAAAAUUAUCGCAAAAAAGCUAAGAAAAUGCAUAAAAAGUAGAAAAUUGAAGAGUUUAAAUAUUUUAAAACAAACUGACACCCAUUAACACUUUUCUGACCUACCUCAUAUGGAGGAUUAAAUUUAUACAAAGAGCAUUUAAAUAAAUUAAGUACUUAACUCUUCAAGGGUGAUUUUGUUCUUCAUUUUGCUAAUUUUGCUUCAUUUGCUAAUUAGUUUUGGAUAAUUGGCAAAUUGCAUCCGAUGCAUCGGUUUUAGUCAUAUUAUAUAUUCAUGGAAUUAACUGGAAACAAUUCACAUUUAGAGAAAUAAACUUUAUAGAAUGACUCGUUAUGUAAAGAUUAGAAGAAUGAUAAAAUUACUAAGACAAAGCUGUCGGAAUCAGAGAUGUACUCUACCAAGUCAUCUGCAUAAAGAGAUAACUUAAGUUCUAACACAAAGCCUGACAGCCCACAAACAUAACCAUCGAGAAGAAAGUGUUCUUCUGAAGUGUGACAGAACAGCAUCUCUAAUGUCUUAGUCUAUAGAGGAAGUAGCAGCUUGAAUAAGAUAGAAAUUCAAAAAAUACUUACAGUCUAACAAUACUGUAAGUUCCUCCAUGCCAUUCCUGCCAUUGACGAUUUGAAAACCAGGCAACAAAAAAAAAAAAAAAAUAAAUAAAUUGUUGCGCUUACAAAUGUUUAUUAAACAAGAUAAAAUGAAAAAUUGUUUACAAAUUGUUGCACUGGGCACAAGUCUUUCCUAGUUAACUUGCUGCUUCACAUUGUUUAGAAUAUCCGUUUUGACUUGCAUCUAUGGAUGAUGGUAUCAAAUGGCAUUAGAAGAUGUUUCCUUCUAAUCAAUGGACAGGUAGAUUCAUUUCAUUCAGCAUUUUGCAUCUUGGCCACCUCUGUCAGGGUAGUAGCCUUACAUAAGAAAAUUUUAGAUUCACAGAUUGUUGUUCCUAUUUAUGUUAUUGUUCCUUUUUUUUCUAUUAACCAAUCAGACCUUCUUUUACCUCUAUUUCUUCCUUAUUGGAAAGAUUUGCUUUUAAAGUGGUAGUACACACCUGAAGCUGUAUCAGUAAAAGGGGGUAGGUAAAUAAAACUUUUUUUUUUCUUUUUUUUUAUCAAUUGCUGUACCAACGUUCUUGUAAAUCAGAGAUGUUUUACAGUUACUUUUUAUAUAUUUCCAACAUUUCUGCUUUUGGAGUGCACAGUUGAUAUUUAUAUUUUAAUAUAUGUUGUACAUAAUUGACACAGCCAUUUGCUUUAUCUAAUUGUUCAUGUUUUGGGUUAUGGAUUAGGAAUGCUUGUGUAGUGUAUGUUCCCCCAUACAUAUUUCUCAUCUUCACUAUGCCAAAGCAGCGGGAUCUGACCAAGAGUCAAGUUUUUUUUGUCGUUUUUUUACUGAGGUACUUGUAAGCCAGAGGGUGCAGAUGUUUUACAUCUCUGGCAGAUGUGUAUAAACUGUACACAAAUACAGUUUAUAUUUGUGUAUUUUCAACAUUUCUGCUUUUUGAGUGCAUUGUCUGUACAAGCUUGAGCUCUUUUGUGAGGUUAAUGUGGAAUAGUUAAGUCAUAAACAUCCUUGUCUUACUUUGCUCUACAUUUAACUAUUUCUUUAGAGUAUUGGUCUUUAACUUUCUUUAAAUAAUAAAACAUAAGAAAAAUA
Messenger RNA from Gambusia affinis (western mosquitofish), 5600 nucleotides. RefSeq names its product venom phosphodiesterase 2. The transcript has 26 exons. Bases 618 to 3836 code for a protein of 1072 amino acids. The record is from RefSeq and is a predicted model, not a curated record. Gene Ontology annotation, molecular function: nucleic acid binding; metal ion binding; protein binding. NCBI's taxonomy places the organism in Eukaryota, Metazoa, Chordata, Actinopteri, Cyprinodontiformes, Poeciliidae. Gene Ontology annotation, biological process: nucleoside triphosphate catabolic process.